AUGCAUUCAUUACUUCGAACAACCACUACGGUACUUGGCUGGGCAGCAGCUGUCAAUGCCUACGACGUAACAUGGGAUGACAAUAAAUCUAUCGAGAAGGCUGCGGGCCAGGCAGCUUAUGGCUUGGUAAAAUACUACACAGGAAACAACACCGGCGAUACACCAGGAAACUUGCCAGAUCCCUACUACUGGUGGGAGGCUGGCGCGAUGUUCGGUACUCUCGUUGAUUAUUGGUGGCUCACCGGUGACGACUCUUAUAACAACAUCACAAAACAAGCCAUGAUUCAUCAAGCCGGCACAGACGGCGAUUACAUGCCCGAUAACCAGACAAUGACCGAAGGAAACGACGACCAAGGCUUCUGGGCAAUGGCUGCAAUGUCAGCAGCUGAGCAUCAGUUCCCAGAUCCUCCUGAGGACACACCCGGAUGGCUCGCACAGGUUCAAGCUGUCUUCAAUGAGUACGUCAGUCGCUGGGACGCAGACUACUGCGACGGAGGUAUGCGUUGGCAGAUCUUUAAGUGGAAUACUGGUUACGACUACAAGAACGCCAUUUCCAAUGGCUGCUUUUUCAAUGUCGCUUCUCGUUUAGCGCUGUACACAGGUAACGACACUUAUUCGGACUGGGCUGAGAAGUUGUGGAAGUGGCAUGAGGAUUCUGGGAUCAUCACCGAUAAGUUUGCAGUUCAGGACGGUGUUCACAUCAGCGAUGCUAAAGGAAAGAAAUGUACCGAUAUCGACAAGACACAGUGGUCCUACAACACAGGCAUCUUCCUCCACGGCGCCGCGGUCAUGUACAACCUUACGUCGAGUGACAGCUGGAAGAAGCGAGCAGACGGCCUCCUCGAUGAUGUUUUCAACAAAUUUGUCAAAGAUGAGAUCAUCUACGAGCAAUUUUGCGAACCUCACAAACAGUGCAGUCAAGACCAACAGAGCUUCAAGGGAUAUCUUGCACGGUGGCUAGCAGCCACCACGCAACUGUAUUCUUCAACAAACGACAAGAUCAUGAAGCUCAUCAAGACAAGUGCCCAGGCCGCCGCUAAAAUCUGCACAGGCUCACCCACAGAGGGUUACAAGGGGCCUGCAGGCACAGCAUGUGGCUUCUCUUGGACGACGGGUAGCUUUGAUGGUUCUGUUGGAGUUGGUCCCCAGAUGAACGCCCUCUCGAUCAUCAUGUACACGCUGGUGGAGAGUGCCAAGGGGCCUGUCACCUCCAAGACCGGUGGAACAUCCAAAGGAAACCCGGGCGGUGGAAAUACGGACAUUAACGACAGUGAUGGAACCCCUCCAAUGAAGGACAUCACCACGGCUGAUAAGGCUGGUGCAGGUAUUCUGACGUUCCUUUUCCUUGCCGGUGUCAUCGGGGGUGUUUCAUUCUUGGUUAUCGACUUUUAG
Messenger RNA from Fusarium mangiferae, 1392 nucleotides. Its product is annotated as putative DFG5 protein. The record is from RefSeq and is a predicted model, not a curated record. Gene Ontology annotation, biological process: carbohydrate catabolic process; fungal-type cell wall biogenesis. NCBI's taxonomy places the organism in Eukaryota, Fungi, Ascomycota, Sordariomycetes, Hypocreales, Nectriaceae. The transcript is spliced from 3 exons. The coding region runs from base 1 to 1392 and encodes 463 amino acids. Gene Ontology annotation, molecular function: mannan endo-1,6-alpha-mannosidase activity.